Molecule: messenger RNA, 2596 nt
Organism: Passer domesticus (house sparrow)
Lineage: Eukaryota; Metazoa; Chordata; Aves; Passeriformes; Passeridae
Gene: PLEKHJ1
Product: pleckstrin homology domain containing J1
Exons: 6
Coding region: 61-510 (149 amino acids)
Biological process (GO): endosome organization; retrograde transport, endosome to Golgi; receptor recycling
Cellular component (GO): recycling endosome; trans-Golgi network; early endosome
Source: RefSeq, a predicted model, not a curated record
UCCGGCGGGGCUGAGGGCGCUUCCGGCGGCCGGGCGGGGCCCGGGCGGGGCGGGCCCGCCAUGCGCUACAACGAGCGGGAGCUGCUGUCCCUGGCCCGCCAGCCCGCCGAGAAAGCGGCCGAGAUCCGCAUGAGCGUCCCCAAGAAGGGCAGCGUGCUGAAGAAGCGCCUGGUGAAGCUCGUGGUGAAUUUUCUCUUCUACUUCCGCACCGAUGAGGCCGAGCCCAUUGGAGCUCUGCUGCUGGAGCACUGCAAGGUCACCAAAGAGGAGGAGAACGUCUUCUCCAUCAGUUUCAUCGAGGAGCCAGAGAGGAAAUACUGCUUCGAGUGUGCCACGGAGGAGCAGUGCCAGGAGUGGGUCGAGGCACUCAAGAGAGCCAGCUACGAGUUCCUGAGGAGGAGCCUGAUUUUCUACAGGAACGAGAUCCAGAAGAUGACAGGGAAGGACCCCCUGGAGCAGUAUGGAAUCUCAGAGGAAGCUCGUUUCCAGCUGGGAGCACACAGGCAGUAACCCUCACCUGGCUGCAGCUGGCUCCACCCCAGCAGCUCUCACUGUGACCACCUGACUUUUUUAUUUAUUACUCCAAUCGUUUUGUAUUUUUUUAAGGAAUUCAUCGCACAUUCCCAGUGCCCCAGCGGGGGGGCUGAGCUGCUCCCUGGGUGUGCAGAGGGAGCAGAGCCCCCAGGCCUGGGUGGGCAGAGGCAGGGGCUGACAGAGCUCCAGCACCUGCUCCACCCUUCUGCUCAGGAUCCUCCUGCAGCCCCCCAGGAGCCAGCCCAGGGCUCAUCCCUAGCUGCAAGAGGAUGUGACUGAUGCAUUUCUGGGCUCCAAAUUAACCCCCUCCUGCCCUCCAGGGAGGAGUGGGAGUUCCUCCAGCUCAGCCACGGCUCCAGCUGAUGGAGAGGAGCAUCUGCAGCCCUGUGCAGCCACAGCCUCUCGGGGUCUUCUUUUCCCUCCCCUGGGCAGGUGCUGCACUGCUGGGGGCUGGAUAAGCCCAUCCAGAAGGACAGAGCUGCAGAGCAGGAGGGAACAAAGGCAGGGAGAGCUCCCUGAGUGAUGCUGCCUGUCUGCAGAGCUCUGCAGUGAUCCAGCUUCCCAGGGAGGAGGCAGAUGGAGAAGCUGGCAAAGGCAGGAGCUGCUCCCUUUGGCUGGAGGAUGGAGCUGCAGGACAUGCACCAGCACAGCCAGGCAUUAACCCUUCAUUCCCUGAGCCACUGCUGCAGCUUCUCUCCCUUCUGUGUGUCCCCUUUGUCCAAAGGGACAGACCAAAAAACUGUGCCAAGGUCACAGUGAGCUGCCAGGGAACCAGGGCUGCCUGUCCUGGAGCCCCUGCAGGGAGGAGAUAAGGAUUAGGAACAACAUCCCCAUAGGAUCAGCUCUGGCUCUGGCUGCACCAAGGAAAACUGCCCAGACACGAGGGGUGGAGGACACUCCCCACACCCAGGGCUGCAGUACACCCAGAUUUUUGACUGCCAGAGCAGCUUCCCUGGAGCCAGCCUGGGAAAACUCCCAGGAAGGGCCUCUGGGAAGGUCCCAGGAGUCACUGUCAGGGGCUGGGGCUUGGCCUGGCCUUUGGGAGCUGCAGCUCUGGGCGUUGUUCCCCUCCAGCUGCCCAGCCCAGGGAGGGGGUGGAGCAGCCUCUGAGCUGAAUUUGAAGGGAAUUUUGGUGUCUUUUCCUCCUUGGCUGGGAAUUAAUGCCCAAAGCAGAGCCCACACUGCAGCUUUUGGUAUCCUGGUGUUCCCUCUUUACCUCAUGCAGCUGAGUACCAGGAGUGACACCUUCACUGAUGCUUUAUUUUGAUCUCAAAGCUGAGAUUUUUCCCUUUUCCCUCCCCAGAUGCUCCCUUUCCCUUGAAUCAUUCCAGGUGCUCCAGAAAUGACCAAAAUGAGCUGAAGGGCAGCUGCCCUGGGGGUUCAGCUGAGGGCACAGGGAGGGAGCAGAAUCCAGGGGGGGUUGCAGACAGAUGGCAGCUCCAGGGGAAGCAGCAGCGAGGGAUUAAGAGCAGGAACACCCAGGAGCUGUGCUUUAGGGAAUCAGUAUCCUUGGAUGACUCCAAAGGGCAUUUUAAUCCUGCCCAGCCUGCAUUUUUACAAAGCAGGGCUGAGUUCUCAGCUGGGCCUGCCACCACUGUAGCAAAUGUGUCACCUGUGCCUUGCAGGACUCGGGGGCCUCCUCCCUGGACCCUUUCCCCAGGUGGAGCUGCCACCCUCAGUGUCACUGUGCAGAAGAUGGGGGUUUGAUUUGCUGUUCCAGGGAACAGUUGGGUGAGCAAGAGCAAAGCCCAACACUGAUGUGAAUGUUCAUCACCAAUGACAUUUCUGAACUGAAUGUACAACAAAAGCUGUGAAGAGUUGCUGGGGCCAGGCCAGGCCCAGGGACUCAGAUCCAUUGUAGGGCAGGGCUGGGACAGGGGUGGGAGAGGGAGGGAGGGAGGGAGGGAGGAUGGUACUCUUUGUAGAACUCUGAAAUCUGCAUCACCUGCUGCUGAUUUACAGACAGUUGCUCAUUUUUCACGUUCUGAUGACUUUGCUUGUUGUGUUUCAGCUAUUUCUGUGUUGUACAGUGAACAUUCCCAAUAAAUCCUGUUUUAAUCUU